Molecule: messenger RNA, 644 nt
Organism: Corticium candelabrum
Lineage: Eukaryota; Metazoa; Porifera; Homoscleromorpha; Homosclerophorida; Plakinidae
Product: SUMO-conjugating enzyme UBC9
Exons: 7
Coding region: 48-536 (162 amino acids)
Biological process (GO): protein sumoylation
Cellular component (GO): nucleus
Molecular function (GO): SUMO conjugating enzyme activity
Source: RefSeq, a predicted model, not a curated record
AGCGAGCCUUGACUAACGCGCGUUAAUUGAACUGGCUCAAAAGCUCGAUGUCCGGUAUUGCUGUAGGGCGGCUUAGCGAAGAGCGAAAAGCUUGGAGAAAAGAUCAUCCCUUCGGUUUCGUCGCUAAACCUACGAAAAAUCAGGAUGGAACGCUUAACCUGAUGAACUGGGAGUGUGCGAUUCCUGGCAAGAAAGGAACUCCUUGGGAAGGUGGUUUGUACAAAUUGAGGAUGAUAUUUAGAGAUGAUUAUCCAACGUCACCUCCUAAAUGCAAAUUUGAGCCUCCACUCUUCCAUCCUAAUGUUUACCCAUCGGGGACAGUCUGUCUAUCUCUAUUGGAUGAAGAGAAAGACUGGAGACCAGCAGUUACAAUCAAACAAAUCUUGUUGGGUAUUCAAGAUUUACUGAAUGAUCCAAAUAUAAAAGAUCCAGCCCAAGCAGAAGCAUACACAAUUUACACACAAAACAGAGUGGAAUAUGAUAAAAGAGUUCGAGUGCAAGCAAAACAGUUUGCUGCAAGUUACAAUGGGCAAUAGCAUUUUAGAGACUAGUGAUCUCGUUGCUUGUUUUUACUGCUCCAGGUUGUUGUAUGCUAUUUGACUUACUGUAUUUGUUUACAAAAAAUCUUGCUGUUACAUAGUUGA